This is a messenger RNA of Chrysemys picta bellii (western painted turtle), 1230 nucleotides long. It is a transcript of the gene SFT2D1, whose product is annotated as SFT2 domain containing 1. Lineage: Eukaryota; Metazoa; Chordata; Testudines; Emydidae. Gene Ontology annotation, cellular component: membrane. Gene Ontology annotation, biological process: vesicle-mediated transport. The record is from RefSeq and is a predicted model, not a curated record.
UUUAGCUGGGGGGGUCAGUGGUGCGCGGGGCUCGAGGGGGGGAGGGGACAGCGCGGGGCGGGCGGGACGUGGGGCCUGAGGCGGCGGCGAGAUGGAGAAACUGCGCCGGGUGCUGAGCGGGCACGAGGACGAGGAGCAGGGGCUGACCACGCAGGUCCUUGAUUCCUCAACGCUUAGUUUCGGUACUCGAGUGAAAUGGUUUGCCAUAUGUUUUGCAACUGGUAUUUUCUGUUCUAUUCUUGGGACAGCAUUUCUGUGGCUUCCCUCGGGGCUGAAACUUUUUGCAGUGUUCUACACCAUAGGAAAUAUUGCUGCAUUAGCCAGUACGUGUUUCUUGAUGGGGCCUGUGAAGCAGCUGAAAAAAAUGUUUGAGCCAACAAGAUUAAUUGCUACAAUUGUUAUGCUGUUGUGUUUGAUAUUCACUCUGUGUGCUGUAUUCUGGUGGGGUAAGAAAGGUUUGGCCCUGCUGUUCUGCAUACUCCAGUUCUUAGCAAUGACCUGGUAUAGUCUCUCAUAUGUUCCUUUUGCAAGGGAUGCUGUGAUUAAAUGCUUCACGUCCUGCCUGAGUUAGACCAAACAAAACAAACUAUUCAACAUCUUUUAAAAGCCAACUUUAUAUUUUUGUGAAGUUUGCUCAGAAAAAUUAUGAACUUCCACUCCUGAAACGACACCUGGUGACAGUUUUAGUAUUUUCCUUGCCUUUUGCACGCUGGGGAUUAAAUCAUUUUAGCAGAACCAAGUUUAAAUAUGAGCCAGGUAAACAGUGUUUUAUCCCUGUCUGAACCAUUUGGAAACUAGAAUAGGUUUAACACUUUAUGCAAUGUAAUCUUAAAACUGUUUGACUCAGUUUCUGUUAACACAGUUUAAUGACAAUUCAGGAUUCUGGGUAAUAUGAGACAAAACUUUAUAUGAAACUUUUACAUAUUUCUUGUGUUAUUACUAUUUGUUCACUCUAUGCGUUUCCCAAAGAUCAGGAUUUUGUCAUUAUUAUAGAGAAUUUUUUUAGUUAAUUAUAGCUGAUAGGGCUGCUUUUAAAUGUUUGUACAUGUGUAGUAUGGAGAAAGUUUGGUGUGAACAUGAGAGGUCUGGUAAAAGCUUGCUCAGUUUUGUUAUGCUUACAUUUUAAGGACCAAUUUUUUCAUUUUGAAACUUAAAAAAUAUAUUUGAUUAAAAUGGCUUAUGGAUAAUAUAUAAAUCAAUGAUUACAAAAUAAAUGAAUUAUUGUAAGUA